Molecule: messenger RNA, 891 nt
Organism: Fusarium musae
Lineage: Eukaryota; Fungi; Ascomycota; Sordariomycetes; Hypocreales; Nectriaceae
Exons: 4
Coding region: 1-891 (296 amino acids)
Cellular component (GO): intracellular anatomical structure
Molecular function (GO): oxidoreductase activity, acting on NAD(P)H, oxygen as acceptor
Source: RefSeq, a predicted model, not a curated record
AUGUCUAUGUCCGUCGAAGAUGCCACUAAAGUGCGAGAGGGUUUUCCUAAACCUUUUCCCAAUAUUCCCAACAAUGUGGUUGAGCAGCUUCGCUUGAAUGGAAAGGUCCUCGUUGUCAAUGGAGCUGCCGAUGGUCUAGGGUAUGCGGUAGCUGAGGGCUACGCUGAGGCAGGCGGAAAUGUUGCGCUUUGGUAUAACUCGAAUGACGCUGCCGUUGAAAAGGCUCGACUACUCUCAGAGCAACAUGGAAUCAAGGCAUCCGCUUACAAGGUCGACGUAUCCGACUCACAGCAGAUUCAAGAUGCCCUAAAGGCUGUUCUUGAAGAUUUUGGCAAGAUCGAUGUCUAUGUUGCAAACGCGGGCGAGUGUUUCCUGGCCAUGGAUCAUGGUAUUCUGGAUAGAGCUAAUAAAUCGGUGAUAGGCAUGGCAAUUUCAAAACCCAUCCUUGAGCAAACUCUGGAAGAAUACAGGAAACAGAUGUCGGUGAAUGUUGACGGAGUUGUAUUCUCUGCCAAAUACGCCGGUGCGAUUUUCAAGCGUCAGGGUUUCGGAAACUUCAUUAUCACCUCCAGCAUGAGUGCUCAUAUCGUCAACGUGCCAACUGAUCAGCCAGUCUAUAACGGGAGCAAGGCCUUUAUAACACACUUUGGAAAGUCUCUUGCUAGGGAAUGGCGCGACUUUGCUCGUGUGAACAUCGUAUCUCCUGGUUUCUUUGAUACAAAGAUGGGUGCGAGCCCUGAGGCGCUCAAUGAGGCGUAUCGCAUGGCUGUUCUUGGAAGACAGGGACAUGUCAAGGAGAUCAAGGGUCUUUACUUGUACCUUGCUAGCGAUGCUUCAACUUAUAUGACUGGAAGCGACCUGCUGAUUGAUGGAGGCUACGUGUUGCCUUAA